AUGAAAGAGUCCCUCUACGAUCGUAUCUGGCGUCGAGAAUCGGGGGCAUUUUCCCACUUGGCUGGCAUUCAUGACCUUUAUGGCUCUCCGGAAUGGGUCCAGGACCUUGAUAUUGUAAACGAGCUUGGUGGUCACUCUGGUUGUGUCAAUGCUUUGAGCUGGUCGCGGUCUGGCCGCCUGCUGGCUUCGGGUUCGGAUGAUCAGCACUUGAACAUCUACGCCUACCAACCUGACUCCUCAGCAGCUCCCUUUGCGCUCAGCACCACCAUCGACACCGGCCAUACAGCCAAUAUCUUUUCCGUCAAGUUUAUGCCACAUUCCAAUGAUCGAACCCUAGUCUCGUGCGCCGGGGACUCCCAGGUCCGAGUCUUCGACAUUGAGUAUUCCAAUAGCAAUGGGCAUCUGGCUGGAAAUUCGACCUUUGCUUCAUCGGCAAGAAGUCGACGCUUUCAGAACUUCUUCAAUACCUCUCACUAUUUGAGCCCGAUAACCACCAAUGCAAAAGUUUAUCGUAGCCAUGCCGACCGGGUCAAGCGCAUUGUUACUGAGUCGUCUCCGCAUCUCUUUCUGACCUGUUCGGAGGACGGAGAAGUUCGCCAAUGGGAUUUGCGACAGCCCUCAUCGGCCUAUCCCAAACCUCUGGGGGGUCAGGGCUACAUGGCUUUUCGAUCGGGACAGGAUCACGAUGAUUCUAAUGUGCCCCCUCCGCUGAUUUCGUACAAGAAAUACCGCCUGGACCUCAACACCAUCUCAUGCUCUCCUAGUCAACCACAUUAUAUCGCGUUGGGCGGUGCUCAUCUACAUUGCUUCCUUCAUGAUCGGCGUAUGUUGGGUCGGGACCUCAUCGCUGAGAGGGGCGCAUUAAGUACUUCUCCUGGGAGUAGUAGCCAAGGAGCAGAUAUUUUGGAUGACGCGACGAAGUGCGUUCGCCGGUUCGCGCCCGAUGGGCAGGAUCGCAUGAAGACUCGGGACGACGGCCAUAUUACAGCCUGCAAGAUCAGUGACGCGAAUCCGAAUGAGAUGGUGGUCAGCUGGUCGGGCGACCACAUCUACAGCUUUGAUCUCAUCCGCAGCGCAGAUGCGAGAGAAGCGAGAUCGCGGCAAUCAUCAGUGCGCGCAACACCUGCACCACGGAAACGUCGAUAUAGCAAAAACCGCAAGCGAAAGCGACACAAUGGCACGUCAAUGUCAUCCGACUCGAGUGGAAACCAGCCUCCCUCGCGACGUCGACCCAGAGACCGUCAGGAUGAAGGCGAGUUAGCAUUUCGCGUGCGCUAUGGCAAUGGAGAGUCAGAGGACAUUCCUAUCCCAUCUCUGACGCAGCGUCGGGCUGAGGUCUCGGAAAGCUUACUCGAGCAAUCGAGGCUGGCAGUGCUCAGUGACGCUCAAAGACUCAGCAUGCGUAUCGCUAAAGAACUAGUCAAGCUUCGCAAAGCACUUUUCUCGCUCGAUACGUCAGCGCGUGAAGAACUUGAAUUAGCCAGUGCAACAGAUCUGGCACCAUUUGGCGAGUCCUUUUCCACGGCAUUGGGCCACGCGUCCAUCUGUCUGCCGCAGAUGAGUGAGGUCAUGCGCACAUGGGGCUAUCCACUCAAUCCUUCUUCAGAUAUGGUGCGCUUUCAGCAAACUCUGCGUCGUAACCGGGAAUCCGCCUGGAGCUUUGUUCAGGCUGCAGGAACGAUAGCUCGAGCUCUAGGAGGCGAGCUUCAGAAUGCGCCUGGGGACGUGGACACCGAGAUGGAGCAAUUCCAACAAUUAUCGCCGCUGAAAGUUGAAUACGCGCCCGAUCGCAGAGAGCAAUUUGGUUAUGACUUCAUCAAGGCUAUCAUACUAUAUGUGGAAGGAGGUCGAGAAGCUCUGCUGUCAGGCUUCAAGCGUGGUCCCAUUCGUCGGGACACUCUCAGCAGGUUUCCUAUCUCUGAAGCCGCGGAUGACCGUGCGAUUGAGUCAACCCUCAUUCCUUAUCUUCAGCGGCUAGCGGGAGAGGCCCCGGUGGUGAAUGUUGAUGCAUCUAGGUUCGAACACGACGAGGCCCGUGUUCUUUUCGCGACGCAACGCGAAGCGGUAGCCGCCUUCGCCACCGCGAUCAGAUCGCCAGCUCAAAGCCCGGUUGACGGCGGAGCAUCGAACGGGGCCACGCACGGCGGGGCAGCUUACAGGGCAAACUCUAACGAGACACCUACUCAUGCCCUCGAUUUGUUUCAGCUUACACAGUUCUGGGUGUUGAAGGUGGCUCGCGGCAUACUCAUGGAGAGCGGGACCGGCGUCAACUAUGCUUUUGUUAACCGAGCCUUCGGUGGCUUUCGGGCCACGGUGACGCCUGGCUCUGAAUCAGAUAUGGAUCCGGAGAGGUCACAGAACGACCUGGAAACAAACAUGGAAGAGGAACCUAUCCGCGAUGUACGGUUGAAAAUACUCCGGGGCCAGCAACUCAGCAGAGAAGAAUCCGAUGACUGUACCAGCGAAGCGACCGAGUCAGUGUCGUCUCUACAGGGCAUCCCAAGCUUUCCGGGGUGGUUGGACAUGGGUACUGAAACCGAGAAUGACUCGGAGGAUGAAGAGGGCGGACUUGAUGAUGAUGAGGACGAUGAUGAAAACGAGAUUGACGACGACGACAAUGAUGAUGAGGAGGAAGAGGAUGAGGAGGAUGAGUUUGACCUGGACUCCGAUAGUCCAGUGAACGACAGCGAUGACGACUCGGAGGCUGAAAGUCGCAUGUUCAGGGAGUACGGGCUGCACCCCAGACAAAGAGAGUAUGUGCACCUGGAUGUUCCUUGUUCCUCACAUACGCGCGUGUAUCGCGGUCACUGCAAUGUCAAGACAGUCAAAGAUGUCAAUUUCUACGGGUUGGACGAUGAGUUUGUCGUUAGUGGAAGCGACUCGGGCCAUAUUUUUAUUUGGGAUCGGAAAACAUGCAAGCUAGUCAACAUACUAGAAGGCGACAGUGAGGUCGUCAAUGUUGUCCAGGGACAUCCCUAUGAGCCUACUAUAGCCGCUUCCGGGAUUGACAACACCAUCAAGAUUUUCUCACCCGACCGCCGUGCUCAGGAUGAUGCGCGCCGUGGAAUCAACAUCCUUGAUCCUGAUAACCCCGCCAAUACGCUUGGGCCUAAUGUGAGAGGGAUUGGGGGGUUGGCCACUCGCAAACGCUUACAUGACAGUUAUCGAAUCAUGAAUCAGAAUGAUGUUGAUCGACAAGGCGGGAUGAGCGAGGCGUCGAUCACCAGACAUAUGCUAGCCCGUCUGGCUACCACUUUGCGGGACCAACAGUACAAUGUGGAGCCUGGUGGGGAAGGGGAACAUGCUACCCUGGUUUUGGAUGAGAACAGCUGUCAUUCUGAUCCCCCUAUCAUCGUCUUACUUGGUAUACGCAGUAUUGUUGCCAUGCAGCCUUUCGCAGCAUGUAGCUUGGCUGUCAACAUGCGUUCCAUUACUGGAGAUAUUUCGUUCCAUAUCAGGAUUCUCCUACAGUCAAAGAUGCAAGCCCUGCAGGAACGAGCUGAUACAACAACGAGGCUCUACGAAGAACCUCACAAUCCACACCUUUACUAUGAGCGAGGUCUCGUGCAUGAGAAACUGGGAUUUCCCGAUCUAGCGUCGGCCGAUGCGUACCGCGCACUAUCUCUCCUCGACUCGGUCGUUGACCCGGACGGCAGCGAAUUCCACGCUCGACGCAGGAUUCAAGAUUCUCCGGAGACCACAGAGUCAAAGGCUCGCGAAAGUAGCGACGACGACGACGACGACGAUGAUGAUGACCAGUUCACUCCACUUACGCAGUCCGAAUACGAUGCCCUCAUUCACCCCGUCUAUGCCUUAUUAGUCCGCUCUCUCGUCAGCUGUGGCUGCUUCCGUGACGCCUAUGAAUUCUGUGCACGGGGAUUGAGUAGUAUUGGUAGCACUAGCGACAACCAGAUCGCCUCAGACCGUGAAGCCCACGCCACCUUAGCGGCACAACUGGCGAAAUUGCAACGGGAGUUCGCCCGCCGACGCAACCUCCCUUCCUCUACCACGGAGAUUGUGAUUGACGAUCCCAGCGUCCUGCCGGCGCAGGGACUUGCCCGCCGCGUUCUCUACCCCUGGAACACGCACGAACCCGACCGCAAAUCCCCCGAGACUCUGGCCCUCCUGAACGAGAAGUUACGGACGGUGGCGCCCAAGUGCGAGGUCCGGGCUGUCGCGUUACCGGCGCUGCACUCUAUCACGACCGCCACCAAGCCGAACCCCUCCUCCUCCUCCUCCGAACAAGACCAAGAACAAGAGCAGCAAGAAGAAGUCAGCAUCCAACUGGGCCUCUUCGCCAAGGAAGACAUCCACCCCGGCGAAACCAUCCUCCGCGAAAACUCGCUGUUGACCGCUACCAACCGCCUCCACGACGACCUGUGCGACGCCUGCAAUGGCCCGCUCCCCGAGCUCUCGGCCGACGACCCGCCCGUGGCGUGCGCCAACGGCUGCGACGACACGAUCUUCUGCUCGCUGGCCUGCCACGACCAAGCCCAGCAGGUCUACCACGGGGCCGUGUGCGGGCUGAUGGAGAAUCUCGAGUCCAUCGGCAAGGACAUCCCCGACCCGAAGGACAAGGCCGACUACCUGUAUCUGCUGCUGCUGGGGCGGGCGCUGGCGAUGGCGGCGACGCAGGAGGUGCAUCCGCUGGAGUUGGGGGAGGUGAAGUUCAUCUGGGGCGAUUUCGUGAAUUUUGACAUUGACCUGCUGGAUCACGGCGAUACUGCUGCUGCUGCUGCUGCUACUGAAGAUGGCACCCUCCCCUUCUCCUUCCAGCUCAACAUUCUCCAGCCCAUGCGCCUCCUCGAGGAGAUGGAGAUCGACCCUUACGCCAACCUCCGCCACUACGACACCUGGGUCCUCAACACCCUGUACGCCAAGUUCCGGGGCACCGCCUCCGGCCGCCUCUCCACCUGGGACGGCGGGCCCGAGCUCUGCGCCGUCCACCCCCUCUGGUGUCUGGCCAACCACUCGUGCGACCCCAAUGUCCGCUGGGAGUGGGGCGGCGAGAUCACCUUCGUCGCCCGGGCGGAGGCCGAGCGCGCCGCGUGGAAUCUGCCCUCCGGUGCAAUCAACUCUGAGGCGGAGGCGGAGGCCGCGCCCAAGUGCAGGCGGGUCGGAGCGGGGAUCAAGAAGGACGAGGAGAUCCUGAACCAUUACUGUGAUAUCGGGCUGGGGGUCAAGGAUCGUCGGGAGUGGGCCCGCGGCGCCCUGGGCGGGUUCUGUCUGUGUGAGCGGUGUCGGUUGGAGGCCGGGGAGAUGUGA
Molecule: messenger RNA, 5265 nt
Organism: Aspergillus uvarum CBS 121591
Lineage: Eukaryota; Fungi; Ascomycota; Eurotiomycetes; Eurotiales; Aspergillaceae
Product: WD40 repeat-like protein
Exons: 7
Coding region: 1-5265 (1754 amino acids)
Biological process (GO): negative regulation of fatty acid biosynthetic process
Cellular component (GO): cytoplasm; Cul4-RING E3 ubiquitin ligase complex
Molecular function (GO): protein binding
Source: RefSeq, a predicted model, not a curated record